UGCGCUGAGAGUGGUAUUUUGAUAAAAAGAAAUCGCCCCGAGAGCAGCAGGAACGAUGACGUCAUCAGGAGAGAUUUACAUUGUCUCGGCAGCCAGAACACCGAUCGGAAACUUCCUAGGUGCUCUGUCGUCCCUCAGCGCCGCUGAACUGGGAGCCGUUGCCGUCAAGGAGGUCCUACAUCGGGCCAACGUCGCCCCGGCGGAUGUGGAUGAAGUCAUCCUGGGUCAGGCGCUGGCUGCCGGCCAAGGCCAGAACCCGGCGCGCCAGGCUUCAAUGAAGGCUGGCAUUCCGAAGGAAGUUCCGGCCUACCUAAUCAAUAUGCUGUGCGGUUCGGGUCUGAAGACGGUUUCCCUGGGCUACCAGGCGAUCCGCUCCGGGGAUGCAAGCGUGGUCGUUGCCGGUGGACAGGAAUGCAUGUCCAAAUCUCCUCACGUGCUGCAUUUGCGCAACGGCACCAAAAUGGGUGAGGCCAAAAUGGUGGACACCAUGCUUUGCGAUGGCUUGACGGACGCCUUCUACGAUCUGCACAUGGGUGUGACUGCCGAGAAUUUGGCCAAGGAGUUUGAAAUCACCCGGGAACAACAGGAUGCUUUCGCAGCCAAGAGUCAACAGCUGGCCGAGGAAUCGCUGACUAAGGGUUACUUCAACGACGAGAUUGUGUCGGUGCAGAUUCCUAGUCGCAAGGAGACCAUUACCUUCGACAAGGAUGAAUAUCCUAAACACGGAACUACGGUGGAAGGAUUGGCCAAGCUGAGACCCUGCUUCAUCAAGGAUGGCACCGUAACGCCGGGGAAUGCUUCCGGAAUUAACGAUUCAGCGGCGGCAGUACUGCUGAUGUCCGGCGAGGAAGCCCAGAAGCGCGGUGCCAAGCCGCUGGCAAGGAUUGUUGCCUUCAGCCAAACGGGAAUCUGUCCGAAGACGAUGGGAGCCGGACCGAUCAGUGCGGUGCAUAAAGUCUUGGAAAAGGCUGGAUGGAAGUUGAAGGAUGUUGAUCUGUUCGAAUUGAACGAGGCAUUCGCAGCUCAAGCGUUGGCCGUCAACAAAGGGCUCGGUAUCAAUGCGGACAAAGUGAACAUUGGUGGUGGAGCUAUUGCACUCGGACAUCCGAUUGGCGCUUCCGGUUGCCGCGUGCUGGUCACCCUGUUGUAUGCCUUGAAGAGAACCGGCGGCAAGAAGGGCGUAGCCUCGCUGUGCGUCGGCGGUGGAAUGGGAGUUGCAAUGGCUGUCGAAAUGGUUUGAAACCAUUGAAUGGCCUUAAAACUGUUUUUCUUACGCUGAAGAAGCGUUGUUGUUGUAGUGCAAAGUACUAGUAUUUUCAACUGCUCUUUUAUAACCUCAAAAGGAUUUCAAAGAAUGCGUUACUUAACUUAAAGUAUUUGCCGUUGCAUGUAUUGUUCUCGAAUCUAAAACCUUUACUUAGAUGAUAGUGACCAAGAGGGGACAGUGAACGACAAUAAAGUAACAUUUUGUACUUAA
This is a messenger RNA of Ochlerotatus camptorhynchus, 1477 nucleotides long. RefSeq names its product Acetyl-CoA acetyltransferase 2 (gene Acat2). The coding region runs from base 56 to 1240 and encodes 394 amino acids. Gene Ontology annotation, biological process: fatty acid beta-oxidation. Gene Ontology annotation, cellular component: mitochondrion. The transcript has 4 exons. NCBI's taxonomy places the organism in Eukaryota, Metazoa, Arthropoda, Insecta, Diptera, Culicidae. Gene Ontology annotation, molecular function: acetyl-CoA C-acetyltransferase activity. The record is from RefSeq and is a predicted model, not a curated record.